AUGGCUUUGAUGGUGGUCAAGUUUGACCUGAAAAAGCGAGUAAAGCUCGCUCAGACUGUCUGGUUCAUGUACUGGUUUGCUGUAAUGGCUGGAGUGCUGCUGUUCAGCAUGGGCCUGUUUUUCAAAAUCGAGCUUCGAAAGCGUUCAGAACUCAUGGACAACAACGAAAGCCACUUCUUACCCAACCUGCUUAUAUUAAUGGGCCUAAUAGCCUGUGUCGUUAAUGCUUUUGGAGGCAAAAUCUGCUAUGAUUCACUGGAUCCCACCAAGUUUAUAAAGUGGAAACCCAUACUGAAGAGCUUCUUGGUGUUCUGUGUGGUCUUUAAUGUGUUGCUGCUUUUCGUGGCUCUGCUGUGUUUUGUGAUGAGGAUCCCUCUGCAGUUCACCCUAGCUGAGGGUCUGAAGAAUGGCAUGAAGUUCUACAAAGACACGGACACCCCAGGGCGCUGCUAUAUGAAGAGGACCCUGGAUCUGAUGCAAAUUGAGUUCCGCUGCUGUGGGAAUGACAACUACAGGGAUUGGUUUGAGAUUCAGUGGAUUAGCAACCGGUACCUGGACUUCAGUGCUAAAUCAGUCAAAGACCGCAUCGGAAGCAAUGUGGAUGGCCAGUACCUGAUGGAUGGAGUACCAUUCAGCUGCUGUAAUCCCAGCUCCCCCAGACCCUGCAUCCAGAAUAAGAUGACCAACAACUCUGCACAUUACAGCUACGACCACUACACAGAGGAGCUCAACGUUUGGAAGCGUGGCUGCCGUGAUGCACUCCUGUCCUACUAUGGUGGCAUGAUGAACACCAUCGGAGCCUUAGUCAUCCUGAUCACAAUGCUAGAGGUUGCAGUGACCGCAGGCCUACAGUACGUCCACAGUUCCCUGUCCAGUUUGGCCAACCCAGAAGAUCCAGAGAGCGAGAGUGAGGGCUGGAUCCUGGAGAAAACAGUGAAGGAGACUUUCACUGACAUCAUGGCCAAAAUGAAGGCUGUGGGCAAAGGCACUAAAGUGGAGGAGGGUGGUGAAGCCGAAGUAGCAACAGUGAGCUGAACUAACUGCUCUGGUACAAAGUGACUCCACUCUCACCUACAAACAAAGAAAGGAACCUGUGAGAUCCUGAUGUUUUUUUUCUGUUUUUUUUCUACUAUUCAUCAUGCUAGACAAUAACUACAAAGGACUUUUUGUUAUGAACUUCUUUCAAAUGGACAUUUAGCAUCAAUUACACAUUUUACUGACAAAUAGAGGAGGAUCGUAAGUAGAUUACCUUAUCUUGAGUUUCAAUUUCCACAUAGUGGAAAGGUUAAAAUGUUUUCUUCACACACCACAUGGAAAGGUUUGGAUAUAUAUUUAUAUAUAUUUGGUCCUUGCCAUUAAGGAUUUACAUUGUAUUUUAAAAGGGUGUUAUUUUAAAAGUCUAAGAGGAAGGCAGGAGAAGGAAAAUGAAGCGGUGUAGCUCCAGACAGAAUCAGCAGUAACACCUCCAGUGUGCACUUGGAGGUGAAGACAGAAUGUGGCAGCUAAAUCUCCGCUCCUGACCACAGUGGUGAUGUCGCAGAACAUCUCCGACCAUUCUUGGUGCAUUCUGCUUCUGUACCCUAACAGCAAAAUUACUUGUGACCCCACAUCCGACCUAUAAUAGGCUCAUAUUGUGAUUUUAUUUGGCACACAUUUGGUGCGGCUGCUCCUGUUGUAGGAUAAAGCCACGGGCUGCCCACAGCACUGUCAUGUCAGCCAAAGGUAGGAGAAAAAACAGAACUCGCCCAAAAAUGAGACACGUUGAACUAAAUCCCAGUGCGACACUGACAAGGGGUUCUAAUAUUUGAUAGGACAUACUCUACCAAAUAUGAGAAUAUCUUUGUUCUAAGAUAUCUAGGUAUGCUAUGCUAGGUUUGUUAUUUUACACAUGGACCACUUUAGGCCCACAACCCUUAUGUUUGGGCCAGAUAAAGCAGGCCCUGCAGCAUUAUGCCUGAAGUGGCCAGGUCCUCCAAGUUAUCGGGGUAUAAUGACACUUUUGUAUACGACUGAGUUGUUGUCUUUGUACAGUGUAGAAUUGGAUAAAUAAUUUACUUUUGUAAGAAAAACUAUGUAACUAAGCUGAAUCUUUUCUGGGUAUGUGUGUGUCUGUAGGACCGUGCACUUAAAUAAAGGAUUUUAGAGAUCUGGUCUGAUGGUAAAAGGAUG
Molecule: messenger RNA, 2169 nt
Organism: Cynoglossus semilaevis (tongue sole)
Lineage: Eukaryota; Metazoa; Chordata; Actinopteri; Pleuronectiformes; Cynoglossidae
Gene: prph2a
Product: peripherin 2a (retinal degeneration, slow)
Exons: 3
Coding region: 1-1035 (344 amino acids)
Biological process (GO): visual perception
Cellular component (GO): plasma membrane
Source: RefSeq, a predicted model, not a curated record